AUGGACUGGAAGAGCAGUGGCUUUAUGGGAACACAAAAGUGUCUUCUAAUGGUUUUAUUUCUGCCACAUGUGAUCACAAGUUCUGUAUUAACUGUGAACAGUAAAACUGAGAACCAUUUUCUGAACACUAGGAUUGGCUUCAAUGAAUCUUUAAAAUGUGCUGUUCAGAAUCACACUAAAGAGGAAAACCUUCUCUGGUACAGAAAUGAUGGAGAAGUGGAUUUGAAAUCUGAAAACAGGAUUAACUCCAGCUCAGUGUGUGUCUCUUCCAUCACUGAGGAUGACAAUGGAGUCACCUUUACCUGCAAGCUUCAGAGCAAUCAGUCAAGGUCCAUCUCAGUGGUGCUGAAUGUCACAUUUUCUCCUCUUCUAAGUGGAGAUGAAGUUCUCACAAUUGAGGAAGGCAGUAGUAUGCAACUGGUUUGCUUUGUGAAGUCCAAUCCCCAAGCUCAAAUGAUAUGGCACAGAAAUGGUAGCAUCCUGAAUUUGGAAAAAAACCAUCAUCAAGUCCAGCAGACGAGUGAGUCUCUUCAGCUGUCAAUCAGCAAAGUUAGGAAGUCUGACAAUGGAACCUACACCUGUGUUGCGAGUUCACCUCUAAGUAUGACAACCAAAGACUUUUACCUCAUUGUCAAAGAUAGAAGUUUGACAGUGCCCAAAGAACCGAUUAUUGCUGCAUGUGUUGUGAUCUUUCUGACAGUAUCCUUUGGACUCAUUGCUAGAAGAAAAAAAAUAAUGAAGCUGUGUAUAAAGAAUAAAGCUCCUCAAAGAGAAACAGCUCUGUAA
Suncus etruscus (white-toothed pygmy shrew) is the source of this 786-nucleotide messenger RNA. RefSeq names its product transmembrane and immunoglobulin domain containing 1 (gene TMIGD1). Gene Ontology annotation, cellular component: neuron projection. The coding region runs from base 1 to 786 and encodes 261 amino acids. The record is from RefSeq and is a predicted model, not a curated record. Lineage: Eukaryota; Metazoa; Chordata; Mammalia; Eulipotyphla; Soricidae. The transcript has 5 exons.